AUGCUGCCGCUGCUUCAGGUGUCUGUGACCUCUCCCGCCACUUUUGGCACCUUUGACGUUGAUGUGUAUCAGUCGUCGUCGACCAGUGGUGGCACGGUCGAUGUCUCAUGUCCGGAUGGUCUGGCUGUCUUUGAUUGCCUCGCUACCACCACCUCGGGCUCGCUAACGCCCGAUGGCAAUGAGGCCUUUUUGGGUGCUUUCCAUGCAGAGACGGUGGGUACUUGCAGGCUCGUCGCAACGUCGGCGACUCUCCAGUAUGCGCUGGCGUAUUGCUACAACGCUACCGAGCGUGGAACUGGCGCUACCAUCUGGCGAAGCCACACAAGUCCUCAAACGACGGCUUCGUCGUGGUCUUGCCCGGCCGGCAGCCGCAUUGUCGCCUGCCGCUGUUUCUCGUCGGGGGGCGACUGCCCUCCCCUUGCCUUGCAAAAUGCGACGAUUGUCGGAAACGGCUGCGUUCACGCUGCGCCGGGCGGUGUGGUGGCCCUUCCAAUUUGCAUUUCGGGCUCGGCGUGCCAGUUUGACGCCGCCCGGGCCGCAUCGAGCUCACCGGCGUCGUGCCCGGCGAACUCGUUCUGCCUCCCAGACCCGUCGGCGUGGUACACUCACGCGACAUGCGUGGCCAGCCCGGGGUAUGUGGCAGUCGAGGAUCCCAUUGGAACGAUCACGUACCAGCCGGCGUACAUGCCGAUGGCACCCGGCGUCAGCGGCGCUGACGGCGCGGUCAUCUCCUCGCGCGACCUUGUUGUGGCUGCCAGCCAGCGCGUCAAGGCCCAUAUCAUUCAAGUCGCUGACCUCGACAACGACGGCGAUGACGACAUGAUCUGGUGCAGGGACGACGGCGUAGGCAUGCCCGAGGUGAUGCGCAACAUCGGGACCUCACCAGCCGGUGGCUCCGACAUGGUGGCCGAGUUUGGCUCGGUGUACGGCACUGCCCCCGGCGAUGGCAUCGACCUCAUCAAGUUUUACGACGGAAACCAGGAUGGCUACCCGGACAUGUACAUUGCGGCUGCAGUCGACACGCCGUACAUUUCUGUGGUGGCCUCACAGGUUCGCGACGGCGUCGGCGGCUACUUUGACUUUGACACUAUCACUCCCGUCCACACGACAACGGACAUGUCGGUCUACUCGCCUGCACGAUUUAGCAUGUUGUUGGUCACCGACUUUAACAACGACAAUCUCGCCGACGCCGUUGCCUCAGGCCGCCACAUUCCGGUUGUCCUGCUGUUUUCCGGGACAAGCACCUGGGGCAUGAGCAGCCCUACCAUCAUUUUUGACAUGCGGGGCGUGGGCAGCAAUGGCCUCGAGCAAGGCCUGGUUGUCGACCUCAACGCCGAUGGCUGCCUCGACAUUGUUGCUGCUACCCUUGCAAGUGGAUAUGGCGGAGGCAUGUGGAUGCGUGGACACUGCGGAAGCUUUGACAACGGAACAGCGCUACCGGGUGAAAACUACGGGAGCGGUAUCUCUGUUGCCGAUUUUAACGGCGACGGAGUACUCGACGUUGUCGGCGGCACUGUUGAGGUUCGGUUCGGGCGCGGCGCGGCCGCGAGUGGACUGGACGACAUCAUACAAGCCGGACCACAUUCCCGCUACAAGAUCGAGGACGACAGUUGUCGCAACCUCGGCUCACUCGACUGGGACUCCGACGGCGAUGUUGACAUCAUUUGCCUCGACCGUUCCGGGUCGCGGAACGCCAUCUCGCUCUUCCUCAACAACGGUGAUGGCACCUUUGCACCGAGCUACGCCCUGUUUCCGGGCUACCUCACCGAGUCUUCCAGUUCCUUUUUCUACGCUCUUCGAAUCUCGGUUGUCACAGGGCCUGGGCGCGCGCCUGUGGCUUUUGUUGACAACAUUUACGGCGGCUCCAAGCCUGUUCUGAUGCUGGUGCCGGCUGGCGCCCCGGCCGCCAGCCGGGGCAUGACAAGUUACCCCGGGGCGCCGAUAAGUCAGCCGCUGCUGAGCUCGACCACGCUGCGGUUCAUCGGACCAGCGGCAGUGGCCACGUCGACAGUUGCGGCCGACGUUGCUAUUGCUGACUUUAACGGCGACGGCAACCAGGACGUGGCGAUGCUUGGCCACCCGGGCUACUUGGCGCUGGCAGACAGCGCCGGCUCGGGCACUUUCUUCUCGCGCGGUACCGUUCCCCAGCAGUGGAGCGAAUCCAACUUUGGUGAGACGUGCGACAUUGAUGCCGACGGCGACGUUGACAUUGUUGUUGCAGUUGAGACCGGCGGCGUCAAGCGUGUUGUCAUCAUGGUCAAUGACCUCAACGGUCUCUCGGGAGAGUUCUCCAACGUGACACUUCCGAGCAAGUGCGACGCCAUUUUCGCAUGGUGCAUCGAUCUCGAGUCGGACGGCGACAACGACGUGGUGUACGGUUGCGAGCCGCAGGGCUUUGGCGUUGUUGUCAACAUCGGAAGCUCGGCUGCGCCGGUGUGGAGCGGGCCGGACAUGCCGCUGCUGCAUGGCGACACGACCUUCAAGUACGCGGCUGUCGGGGAUGUGACUCGCGACGGACUCGCUGACGUGGCCUACUCUGAUCGCAUGACGGGCUCAGAGCGGGUGGUGGUGAUGGCCGGGACCGGGCCGCCGCUGUACAACUUUACCUCUGUCCACAUUGCUAUUGUCGCUCCGCAGGUCCCGACCUUUAUCCGAAUCGAGGACAUGGACAUGGACGGACUCCUGGAUGUGGUGUGGGUGGCAUCCGGUGGCGGUGCCUCGGUCCAGACGAUGCUUGCCACGCCGACAGCUGGGAGCUUCGGGCCGGUCAUUUCGGCAUCAUCGUCGGUCAAUUACUCUCCGUACGCCUUUGAAGUGACGACGGCCGGCGAGUACGGUUAUGGAGGGCGGAUGGUGGUCCACUCGACGGGCGGUGUGGUCCGCACGCACUACCCGAUUGUGGUGACGCCGUUUGCCAACGGCACCUUUGGCGUGCCGCGGAUUGUCGACUCUGUCCCGAGCCACGGGCACAUGCUAACGCUUGCAGAUCUCGACGGUGACGGUGUGCGAGACUUGCUCUUCUUCAGGUCACAAAACACGCCAGUGCUUUGGACAAAGGUGCAUACCAUCGCUCCACCACCGCCACCGCCGCCGCCACCGUCGCCGCCACCGCCGCCGUCGCCGCCACCACCGCCGCCGCCGCCCGAGGCUGCGCUCCCAUCGCCGCCGCCUCCGCCCGCAUUGGGCGAGACCAAGGAUUCGGCGGCAAGCGUGCUCUCGUCCGACUCUGCGGCGUCCUCUCCGGGCAUGGCCUUUGUGUAUGCACUGGUCGUUCUUGUCAUUGCCACCGUUAUGUUCAUGAGCACGACCCGGCGCCGGGCUGCGUCCAAAUAUCGCCGGACGCCGGACGAGUGGCUGGGGCUCGAUGUCGACCAGUUUCUGCUCCACAGCCACUCGCUCUUUGGCGCGUUUGUGGUGAGCGAGGCCGAGGCUGCGGUCUUCUCGCGACAGGGCCGUGCGCUGUGCGGGGCGUUCAAGUUGUUCAUCGUGUACACGACGGUGGCCAUCAUGCCGUUCCUCAACCCAGAGGCGUUUGACUCUGACGCGAGCACGAUCGACGUCAAUCGAGUCUUGCAGAUGCUCCUCGUCUCGCUCCUCUCGCAUGGUGUGGCGUUUGUCUUUGGCCUGCCGUUCAUCAAGAAGCUGCUCCAGUCGUCGUCGACGGCGGUGAGCAAGAGUGCAGCGCUGAUCAUUGGAUGCAUUUCGCUCUUUAUCCUCGCCUGUGUCAACGCCAUCAUCACGAUUGUCCCGAUGUGGCUUGACGGGUUCGACGUCAACAUGGGCGCCAUGGCCACGCUCUACGGAAUGUCGGUCUUUACAUCGUUCAUCGUGGUCGAGCCGGCGCUCGCGCUCCUCUUCUACUUUGCGUUCCAUUGGAAUGCCGUCCAUGUGGCGUACGGUGGCAACGGAGGCGGAGUUGGCCGGAACAGUGCCGCCAUCGAGCCGGCACACACCAAGCGUUCUCGUAGCCGCAGCCGCAGCAGCGGCCCGCACAGCGAGAGCGGUAGCGGGAGUGGCCCAAGUGCAGCAGCGGACGCCGAUUCUGAUGCCGUCUCGGCUCAUUGCGACAAAUCGGGCGGCUCCGAGUCGGGCGUCGAGAUGGCUUAGGCGACCAUAAACUGGCAUUCUGCCA
This is a messenger RNA of Thecamonas trahens ATCC 50062, 4132 nucleotides long. RefSeq lists its product as uncharacterized. The transcript has 2 exons. NCBI's taxonomy places the organism in Eukaryota, Apusomonadida, Apusomonadidae. The record is from RefSeq and is a predicted model, not a curated record. The coding region runs from base 1 to 4107 and encodes 1368 amino acids.